This is a messenger RNA of Onychomys torridus (southern grasshopper mouse), 4174 nucleotides long. RefSeq names its product Rho GTPase activating protein 45 (gene Arhgap45). The record is from RefSeq and is a predicted model, not a curated record. Gene Ontology annotation, biological process: activation of GTPase activity; signal transduction. NCBI's taxonomy places the organism in Eukaryota, Metazoa, Chordata, Mammalia, Rodentia, Cricetidae. Gene Ontology annotation, cellular component: membrane. The coding region runs from base 623 to 3628 and encodes 1001 amino acids. Gene Ontology annotation, molecular function: GTPase activator activity. The transcript has 22 exons.
CUGUGCUCAGCGCUCAGCCCCACUCCCCCUCAGCCUCCCCAGCGCACAGACACAGGGAGGCGCGGGUCUUUGCAGGCCGGCUCCCGGGAGAGGGUGGGAGCCCCCGGGGUUAUCUGGUCUCCGGGGCGGAGGCUGAGUCCGCCGUUCUGGGGAAGCCCUAAUCUCCCGGCCUUUCCGUACCCAAGCAUCCUUGGAUGCUGGCCUGGGGGCGCGGGAUCACCAGGCGCACCAGCCUGCGGGACUGGGCUUCUCUAUACAGGACUGGAACACAGUCCGCAGACAGUCAAGGUGCAUGUGAGACAGCAGCUGGGGGGUGGACACAGGCCCCCGCAAGGUCCUUUCUCUGGAGCCUUCCCCUGCCCUGGACUUCCAGCUCUGAGCUCAGUUUCCCCCGCAAACACCUCACUCAUUCCCAAUCAAACUCCUCCUGUGUGGUUGGUUAGAGAACCGCCCUUGUGUGAGCCUAUGGAGGUAUAGGAGGUGGGGUUGUUCUCAGAGAGAGGCGGGGCCUGAGGACCGGCCUGAGCCGGUUUGGCUGCUGGCCACCGCUCUAAGGACCCCCAGACGCUCAGGACUCAGGUCUCUGGGCCACACACUAGCGUCCGCCCCGCAUCCCUGAGCCAUGUGUGUCUGUGGGACGUUGCACCCAGCGCUGGACCACGGCCCCCAGCGCUGCCAGACGGGGCCCCAAGACCUCCUUGAGGCCCGGAGGCCGCUGGCCCAUGAGUGUCUGGGUGAAGCCCUGCGUGUGAUGCGCCAGGUCAUCUCCAAAUACCCGCUCCUGAACACUGUGGAGACGCUCACAGCUGCGGGCACGCUCAUUGCCAAGGUCAAAGCCUUUCAUUAUGAGUGCAACAAUGAAUCGGAUAAGAGGGAGUUUGAAAAGGCUCUGGAGACCAUUGCUGUGUCCUUCAGCUGCACUGUCUCUGAGUUCCUGUUGGGUGAAGUGGAUAGCAGUACCCUUCUGGCCGUGCCCCCCGGGGACCCCAGCCAGUCCAUGGAGAACCUUUACGGACCCGGCGGCGAGGGGCCCCCGCCCGGUGUGGAGGAAUGUGAGGAGGGCUGCCUGCCCCCCGAGGAGGUGGACAUGCUUCUCCAGCGCUGUGAGGGGGGCGUGGACGCUGCCCUGCAGUACGCAAAAGACAUGGCCAAGUACAUGAAGGACCUCAUCAGCUACCUGGACAAGCGGACCACUCUGGAGAUGGAAUUCGCCAAAGGUCUGCAGAAGGUUGUUCACAGCUGCAGACAGAGCAUCACCCAUGAGCCCCACAUGCCCCUCUUGUCCAUCUACUCACUGGCCCUGGAACAAGAUCUGGAGUUUGGUCACGGCAUGGUGCAGGCAGUGGGCACACUGCAGACCCAGACGUUCAUGCAGCCCCUGACCCUGCGGCGGUUGGAGCAUGAGAGGCGCAGAAAGGAGAUCAAAGAAUCCUGGCACCGGGCGCAGAGGAAGCUGCAAGAGGCAGAGGCCAACCUGCGCAAGGCCAAGCAGGGCUACAAACAGCGCUGUGAAGACCACGACAAGGCCCGGCUCCAAGUGGCCAAAGCCGAGGAGGAGCAACAGGGUCCGGGGCCCGGGGCGGGGACGGCAGCCUCCAAAGCCCUGGACAAGAGGCGGCGGCUGGAGGAGGAGGCCAAAAACAAGGCCGAGGAGGCAAUGGCCACUUACCGCACGUGCGUGGCGGACGCGAAGACCCAGAAGCAGGAGCUGGAGGACACAAAGGUGACGGCGCUGCGGCAGAUCCAGGAGGUCAUCAGGCAGAGUGAUCAGACCAUAAAGUCGGCCACCAUCUCCUAUUACCAGCUGAUGCACAUGCAGACAGCUCCGCUGCCGGUGCACUUCCAGAUGCUGUGUGAGAGCAGCAAGCUGUACGACCCAGGCCAGCAGUACGCGUCGCACGUGCGCCAGCUGCAGCGGGGCGAGGAGCCCGACGUGCGCUACGACUUCGAGCCUCACGUCUCCGCCAACGCCUGGUCCCCAGUCAUGCGUACACGGAAAGGCAGCUUCAGCCCUGGGGAUGCUGCAGGACCUGAAGCUGCUGGCAGUCCCCCCGAGGAAGGUAGCACCUCCGAGGAGGCUCCCCGCAAGGACCACAGGGGUGGACGUGGUCACCAGGUACACAAGUCCUGGCCCAUCUCCAUCUCGGACGCCGAAGUUGGCCUGGACACCAGCUCAGGGGACUUUAAGAAGUUCGAUCGAACGUCGUCCAGUGGGACCAUGUCAUCCAGUGAGGAGCUGGUGGAUCAGGAAGCUGGCUUGGUGGCCUCAGCCUUUGAUUCAGCUGACCUCAAUGGCAUGGACCCCGAGUUGCCUGUGGCCAUGCCCAGCGGACCCUUCCGCCACGUGGGACUGUCCAAGGCGGCUCGCACACACCGACUUCGGAAGCUACGCACGCCGGCCAAGUGUAGAGAGUGUAACAGCUACGUGUACUUCCAGGGAGCCGAGUGUGAGGAGUGCUGUCUGGCUUGCCACAAGAAGUGUCUGGAGACUCUGGCCAUCCAGUGUGGCCACAAGAAGCUUCAGGGCCGCCUGCAGCUGUUCGGACAGGACUUCAGCCACGCAGCCCGCAGCACCCCCGACGGUGUGCCCUUCAUUAUCAAAAAAUGCGUCUGCGAGAUUGAGCGGCGGGCGCUGCACACCAAGGGCAUCUACCGGGUCAACGGCGUGAAAACGCGUGUGGAGAAGCUGUGCCAGGCCUUUGAGAAUGGCAAAGAGCUGGUGGAGUUGUCGCAGGCCUCGCCCCACGACAUCAGCAAUGUCCUAAAGCUGUACCUGCGGCAGCUGCCCGAGCCCCUCAUCUCUUUUCGCUUUUACCACGAGCUGGUGGGGCUCGCCAAGGACAGCAUCAAGGCAGAGGCUGAGGCCAAGGCAGCGAGCCGGGGCCGGCAGGACGGGUCCGAGAGUGAGGCUGCAACCGUGGCCAUGGUGGGCCGCCUGCGGGAGCUCAUGCGGGACCUGCCUGCGGAAAACCGGGCCACACUGUUGUACCUGCUGCGGCACCUGCGGAGGAUCGUGGAAGUGGAGCAGGACAAUAAGAUGACCCCUGGGAACCUGGGCAUCGUCUUCGGGCCCACGCUGCUGCGGCCGCGGCCCACCGAAGCCACCGUGUCCCUCUCCUCCCUGGUAGACUACCCGCACCAGGCCCGUGUCAUUGAGACUCUGAUUGUCCACUAUGGCCUGAUCUUUGAGGAGGAGCCAGAGGAGGCACCCGGCGGCCAGGAGGGGGCCUCCACCCACUGUGCCCAGCUGGAGGCUGCUGAGGGCCUUGUCUUCCCCCUGCAGGAGGUGGAGGAUGGAGGCCGAGAAUCCCGAGUGGCAUCGAAUGACUCAGACUCGGAGUUGGAAGAGGCCUCUGAUCCCCUGUCGUCCUCCGAUGCCAGCGCCCUGCACCGCCUCAGUUUCCUGGAGCAGCCCGAGGCUGAGGCAGGUCUAGAGGAGGGUCCCCAAAGCCGCAGCGGCAGUGAGGAGCAGCUGGAGGGUGAGGAUGGAGAGCCGGGCCAACAGCUGUGCGCCUUCAACACCAACCAGUCCAACAACACCGCCUGGGCGCCUCUGCCCACCAUGCGGCUCCGAGGGGGCCAGAUCACAUGUAGCCCCAGUGGGGACCGGCGGCCACAGUUCGUCUGAGCUGGGUAGUGAUGGUGGGGACUAUCAGCCCACUGCCAACCACUGUAAGAGUCACUAACGGCCCUUGACUUGGGGGGUUGGCUUCCCACAAGAAACUUCAGGGAGCUCAGGGGCCCUGGCACUGUGGGGUGUGGCCUGACACAGCUGGACAUUGGUCCCAGAUGGAGUUGCCUGACCUCCGUGCGCCUGUGCAGAUGCAGCAGCUGGAUUCCCAUGGUACCCUCAUCUCUCCUGUGGUCCCCAGCAGCCCGGGGUGCAAGCCGCACCCUUCUCUGGAUGUGUCGGGAUGGGAGCACCAUCAGGGUUAGAGGCCUUUCAGGACGCUGUGAGUGAGUGCAGGCCUGGUUUCUGUGUGCGGAGCUGGGUGUGGCUCUGGUGACAGGAUCCCCGAAGGAGGCUGAGCAUGGAUAGAUGGGAGAGGGGUACACAGCAGACCUCUCCCAAGGUGCAGUGGACAAGUUUUUCACAUGUACCCCAUUUUGCUUGAAAUAAACUUAACCUCCUGAGCUAUCCUGGAACUCACUCUGUAGCCCAGGCUGGCCUUGA